AACCACAGCCUAGCACGUCCUCAGUAUACAUCUUAAUUUUAUGUAGCAAAUCAAAUGUUCUUUAUUACGUUUCUGAAAAAUCACCGUCAAAGAAAGACCAAUCAGCGUUUGCAAAGCCCACCAUAUCCAACCGCAGAGUACGUAGACUACUGUACAACAAAAACAGGGAAAGAUGAUGCUGUAAUUGCGGUGGUGUCGUGAGAGUGAGUGAUGUAUCCUUCUGAAACAUUUAUAGUUGCAAAAUCUUGACAGAUUCGUUAAAAAACGGGAGGAUUACAUUUCACAAUAGACAACCAGAUUGUAAAAUUGCAAAGUGUCAAGGAUCUUUUCUUCUUCUUGUUGUGCUCCCGACUGUAAUGGCCACUAAUGCCAAGAGGCCGUCACUUGGGGCUGUGGCUCCUCGUAAGAAAGCUAGUCCUAAGCCUGAAUUGACAGAGGAAAUGAGGCAGGAGAUACGAGAAGCCUUUGAACUGUUUGAUACUGAUGGCUCUGGCUUCAUUGAGGUGAAGGAGCUAAAGGUGGCUAUGAGGGCACUUGGGUUUGAGCCCAAAAAAGAGGAAAUUAAGAAAAUGAUUGCAGAGGUCGAUAAGGAUGGGACUGGCAAGAUUUCCUUCAGUGACUUUCUCACAAUCAUGACCCAAAAGAUGGCUGAAAAGGAUUCUAAAGAGGAAAUUCUAAAGGCAUUUAGACUGUUUGAUGAUGAUGAGACUGGCAAGAUAUCUUUUCGUAACCUAAAGCGAGUAGCCAAAGAGCUGGGGGAGAAUCUUACUGAUGAAGAGCUUCAGGAGAUGAUUGAUGAAGCAGACCGGGAUGGUGAUGGAGAAGUGAACCAGCAGGAGUUUCUUCGCAUUAUGAAGAAAACAUGUUUAUACUAAAUUGGUGGAAUUAAGGGGAAAGGAGAUAUACCAUUAAUUUACCCUCACCCAAAAGCAUGUCAUUCAGAGGCUUGCAGGAUUUUAAAAGGGACCACAAAAUGCACAAUUCUAUGAAAAUGAUCAGGUAUGAUUAUCCUAACAGUGAGUAACAUUUUGACCUCAAAUAAUUAAGAUUUUAACACUACAAGCCCUUUAGGAAACUGAGUGUAUUUGGAUGAUUACCUAAUGUGUUUGGAUUUUUGUUUACAAAAGUGAAUCACAUUGAAUGCUUUAAGAAAUUCUAAGAUAUGUACAACAAAUUAUAGUACUCUAGGUUGUCUCAAAAUCACACAAGUUUCACUUAAGUUAUAAAACAAAUGUUUCUACAGAGCCAAGGGACCAGUUCACUUGAAGCUUUUGAUUUUUGCAGUCAGCAUCAAACCAUUCCGUUCAGUCUGGGAAUUUUUAAAUUUUUUUUUACAUGAGUGUGCUGACCCCAUUGUGCUUUUUUUGUGGUGACUGUCAUAUGUGAAAGCUUUUUAAAGGAGAAAUUAAUAUCCUGUUAUUUCUGAAGCAGUUCUGUGAAGUGCAUUUUCCACUUUGCAAUCCUGUCCUAUUUACCUGAUAUUCAAUGUUUUGUACAGACCUAAAUAUCAAUGACUGUUUAUAGCAUUAAAAAAAAUAUCAAAACAGUU
Molecule: messenger RNA, 1549 nt
Organism: Electrophorus electricus (electric eel)
Lineage: Eukaryota; Metazoa; Chordata; Actinopteri; Gymnotiformes; Gymnotidae
Gene: cetn2
Product: centrin, EF-hand protein, 2
Cellular component (GO): myosin II complex
Molecular function (GO): calcium ion binding
Source: RefSeq, a predicted model, not a curated record